GGAAACCAGGAAAAAAUAAAAAUGCUUAGUACGACAGUUAUGCUCCCAAAUCUCGCCUAAAACAAUCAACGUUGCUCUCUUCCUUCCUGCGUUGCCCCACCUCCGCCUCCUCCCUCGCCGGCCACCAUCAGCGCUAACGGUAACAUUGCCCGGCGGGCUGAUUCCGCUCUAUUUUAGUAACUUCCACACUCGAAAUUCUCUCUCUGUCUCUCCCUCGUCGUACUUCCACCACUCCUCCCUCCACCUCUCCCGUCUGUGCUGUCCAGCUCUCCUUUCCUCCAUCCAGUGGAGGAUUUCAUUUGUACAAGGCGGUGGUAAAAUCCUAGGGUUUUGGAGAGUGAAGGGGACGGGGGAUAAAUGAAUUGGGAGUUGGAUGCUGAGUUUCGACAAUGGUAGCUGCAGUUUCUGCUCAGAUAAACCCUCCGAAGCCGAGGCCAACACCGCAAAACCAGAACCCUACCAGGCCGCCUCUGCUGCCCUCGGAAUCGGACAAUGCUCUCGCUCCUCGCCGCCCCAAGCCUCGGGAAGUUACUUCUCGCUACAUGUACUCUUCUUCUUCGUCGUCUUCGGCCGCCAAACGCUGCCCCUCGCCCUUGAUUUCCCGGCCCAAGACUCCCACCACGCCGUCUGUUCCUUCAACGAUUAAGCGCUCGCAGUCCGUCGAGAGGAGGAGGUCCGCUAUCCCUACCGGCCGCCCUAAUUCCGAGGAUGUGAGGAUCGCGAAUGGACACGGCGCCGGUGCAGGCGAAAUGACGAAUGCGCAGAAGAUGUUGAUUUCCUCGACGAGAAGCUUAUCCGUGUCGUUUCAGGGAGAAUCGUUUGCGCUCCAGGUGAGUAAAGCGAAGCCGGCUCCAUCACCGGUUAGCGCGAGGAAAGGAACGCCGGAGCGACGGAGAGCUACGCCUACGCGAACGGAUCAAGCGGAGAAUAAUAGUUCCAGGUCUGCGGAACUGCAGCACCGGUGGCCGGGGAGAUUGCGGGAGCCGCCGAAUUCCAUGACGAGGAGCGUUGAUUAUACUACAGAGAGGAAGAGAGCUAUCGGAUCUGGCGUCAGUGCCAACGUUGUGAGAGCACUGCAUAGAUUGGAUAGUAGGUCCUCAAUUGAGAGCAGAUUGAGCUCUGAUUCCAGCAAUGUCGGUGAACCAGAAAGGCUAGUCGGAAUCAGCGGAUCCGAAGCACACUCUGAUCCUCGUUUGCCUUCCGAUACUGAAAGUGUAUCCUCCAGUACAACUUCAGAAGGAAGUAACAACGCCGGCGGGCAAUUCCGCAAGGGUGGACGUGGGUUAAUUGUUCCGGCGAGGUUUUGGCAAGAGAAUAACAACAGAGUCCGUCGCCAACCACCUGACUCCUGUUCACCUUCCAAGUUUGCAGCGUCCAGAACAACUUCACAGCAGAAAAUCAUGCCGCCCAGGAAGCUUGGAAUUGAGAGUCCAGUUUCUUCACCAAAAGGUGUUAUCAAUACAAAGGGGCAAUCGUCUCCCUUACGAAGGCCUGCUUCACCUAGUAAGAUCGGGGCGGUGUCAGCAAUGGCGACACCUGUGAGGGGUAUGAGCCCUUCAAGAACGAGGAAUCCACUAGGAGGCGCAACGAGCAAUUUUGGUAAUACUUCAACUCUUUCUAUUUUGAGCUUUGGUGCUGAUAUUAGGAGAGUGAGAGGUGGCGAGACUCGGCUUGUUGAGGUGCACCAUUUGAGAAUUUUGUAUAAUCGACUGUUGCAAUGGCGGUUUGUCAACGCCAGGGCUGAUGGUGCCCUCUCCGUUCAGAGCUCGAAUGCAGAGAAAAGCCUGCACAGUGCACAUGCAGCAACAACAAGACUGCGGGAAUCGGUUAGAACAAAGAGAACUGAAUUACAAUGGUUUAGGCAGAAUGUGAAGCUGAUUUCUGUGCUGAGAGGGCAGAUGGAAUAUCUAGAGGAGUUUGCACUCUUGGAACAGAAUUACUCCUGUUCUUUAUCAGGGGCCAUUGAAGCUUUACAAGCAAGCACACUCCGCCUGCCUGUUGUUGGUGGAGCACGGGUACUAUGCCCUGUUCUUUUCUAUUUUCCUUCUAGUUUUGCUUACACGAACAUGAGUUUUAUUCUGAAUACCCAGAAGCUGAGACUUAUGGCAGAUACUCAGAAUGUGAAGGAGGCUAUCUAUUCAGCGGUCGAUGUGAUGCACGCCAUGGGAUCUUCCAUACGCUCUUUGCUAACAAAGGUUGGGGAGAUGAAUUCUCUUGUGGCAGAACUUGGUAGCAUGUCUGCAAAGGAGCUUUCAUCACUUGAUGAGUGCAGAGACCUGUUGAAAAUGCUGACAACGACACAGGUGAAAGAAUGUAGCUUGCGUACACACAUUGCACAACUAGGAGGCCUAUGUGCCGGUGUGACAACAGCAAUGUAAAGCUCCCCCGCUCCCACAUUGACUCCCACUUCCCAAAGGACAGCUAACUGAAAAAAACACGUUCGUUGGUUCUUCCUCUGAUGAAAGGAAUAAGCGGUAAGACGUAGCUCUGAGAUUGGAUUGUUGUUUAUGGCGUACAGGCUGAAGAAGAGUGGUUUUACAUAUAUAUAUGAAUUAGGGCUUAGUUAUUAUAUUUUUGGGUUGCGGAUUAGUACCUAUAUCCAAAAGUUAGAUUGUAUAGAGAAAGUUGAUUUCCACACAAUAGUCAGUAACUCGGUAAGUCCUAGGUAAGUAGUAAGCAAGAUACAAAGAGAAAUGGAAAAGGGAAAGAAAAAAAGAAGAAGCAUGCACCUGUAAAUAUACAUAUUGUAAUGAUGGUUCCCAGGUGUUCAUUUAUUCAACGGCUGCUCGUGCUUAUCAUUAUUGGGUGAAUUGCAAGUUUG
This is a messenger RNA of Linum tenue, 2821 nucleotides long. The record is from the annotation of a GenBank genome assembly. NCBI's taxonomy places the organism in Eukaryota, Viridiplantae, Streptophyta, Magnoliopsida, Malpighiales, Linaceae.